Messenger RNA from Antechinus flavipes (yellow-footed antechinus), 2593 nucleotides. It is a transcript of the gene ASH2L, whose product is annotated as ASH2 like, histone lysine methyltransferase complex subunit. NCBI's taxonomy places the organism in Eukaryota, Metazoa, Chordata, Mammalia, Dasyuromorphia, Dasyuridae. Gene Ontology annotation, cellular component: Set1C/COMPASS complex. Gene Ontology annotation, molecular function: transcription cis-regulatory region binding; protein binding. The record is from RefSeq and is a predicted model, not a curated record. The transcript is spliced from 17 exons. The coding region runs from base 18 to 1904 and encodes 628 amino acids.
GACCACAGCGGGCAGCGAUGGCGGCGGCGGGAGCCGGGGCCGGAGCCGGCGCGGGGCCGCCGGCCUCAGCGGCGGGAACUGAGGAAGGAGAGACGCCACCGGCAGCAGUGAUUGUUGCCGCCCCAGCCGGAGAGGGCACGUCGGCAGCCCCUACUACGGAUCCGAAUUCCGGGGAGGCCGAAAGCGGGGAUUCUACCUUGGUUGAUGUAACUGCUGGUUUGGAGACUGAAUCCUCAAAUGGAAAAGAUACAUUAGAAGGAGCUGGGGACAGUUCAGAAGUCAUGGACACUCAGACUGGUUCUGUGGAUGAAGAGAAUGGUCGACAGCUGGGAGAGGUGGAGCUGCAGUGUGGAAUAUGUACCAAGUGGUUUACAGCAGACACCUUUGGCAUUGAUACUACGUCCUGCCUACCUUUUAUGACAAAUUACAGUUUUCAUUGCAAUGUAUGUCAUCACAGUGGGAACACCUAUUUCCUCCGAAAGCAAGCAAACUUAAAAGAAAUGUGCCUUAGUGCUUUGGCCAACCUGACAUGGCAGUCCCGAACACAGGAUGAACAUCCUAAAACCAUGUUCUCCAAAGACAAGGAUAUUAUACCAUUCAUUGACAAGUACUGGGAGUGUAUGACCACCAGACAGAGACCUGGGAAAAUGACCUGGCCCAAUAACAUUGUUAAAACAAUGAGUAGAGAAAGAGAUGUAUUUUUGGUGAAGGAACAUCCAGACCCUGGAAGUAAAGACCCGGAAGAAGAUUACCCCAAAUUUGGGCUUUUGGAUCAGGAUCUUGGUAAUAUUGGCCCAGCUUAUGACAACCAGAAGCAAAGCAGCACAGUAUCUACUAGCGGAAAUUUAAAUGGUGGAGCCUCUUUUGGAGGGGGAAUUGCAGCAGGAAGCAGUGGAAAAGGAAGAGGAGCCAAGCGCAAACAGCAGGAUGGAGGGACCACAGGAACAACCAAGAAGGCUCGAAGUGACCCAUUGUUUUCUGCUCAGCGCCUUCCCCCUCAUGGCUAUCCAUUGGAACACCCAUUCAACAAAGAUGGCUAUCGGUACAUUCUCGCAGAACCAGACCCCCAUGCUCCAGAUCCUGAGAAGUUGGAACUGGACUGUUGGGCAGGGAAGCCUAUUCCAGGAGACCUCUACCGAGCCUGCCUCUAUGAACGGGUUUUGUUAGCGCUUCACGACCGAGCUCCUCAACUAAAGAUCUCAGAUGACCGACUCACUGUGAUUGGAGAGAAAGGCUACUCAAUGGUUCGAGCCUCCCAUGGAGUUCGGAAAGGGGCCUGGUACUUUGAGAUCUCUGUGGAUGAGAUGCCUCCAGACACGGCUGCCAGGCUGGGCUGGUCCCAGCCUCUCGGUAACCUCCAAGCUCCUCUGGGCUAUGACAAAUUCAGUUAUUCAUGGCGGAGCAAGAAGGGGACCAAGUUUCAUCAGUCCAUUGGCAAGCGCUACUCCUCUGGCUAUGGUCAAGGCGACAUACUGGGGUUUUAUAUCAAUCUUCCUGAGGAGACAGAAACUGCUAAGUCUUUGCCUGACACCUAUAAAGAUAAGGCUUUGAUAAAGUUCAAGAGUUAUUUAUAUUUUGAAGAAAAGGAUUUUGUGGAUAAAGCUGAGAAAAGCCUCAAGCAGACUCCCCAUAGUCAAAUAAUAUUCUUCAAAAAUGGUAUCAGCCAAGGAGUGGCCUACAAAGAAAUUUUUGAAGGAGUCUACUUUCCUGCCAUCUCACUGUAUAAAAGCUGCACGGUUUCUAUCAACUUUGGACCCUGCUUCAAGUUUCCUCCAAGAGAUCUCACUUACCGCCCGAUGAGUGACAUGGGCUGGGGUGCCGUGGUGGAGCACACGCUAGCUGAUGUCUUAUACCAUGUUGAAACAGAAGUGGAUGGGAGACGGAGUCCCCCAUGGGAGCCAUAAAUAAUCAGUUUCCCUGUUCUUGCUCAUCAUAACUUUUCUGUGGAAUGAAACUGGGUGUGUCAUAUACUUUAUUUUUUUUUUUUAAACAGUUUCAAAUAUCCUCACCUCGAAAGGGACCAUGCAGAGCUCAGCAUCUCCUUUCUCAAGUUAUAAGAUUAGGUUAGCAGUGGAGGGUAGGGACAGGCAAGCCCUUGUCCUCUACUGUUGUCCCUUGUUUAUGAAUGAGUACUCUUCACCAGUGUACCAUGCUCUGAAAACUCCUGACUCUUCAAAAUCCAAUGAGCUUCCUGAGAAAUUGGUGCUGUGCCACAUGUCAUUAGAUUUCAGGCUGCUUAUCCAGCCAUGUUUCUAACACAGAGGGAGUUGUCUUUUUCAAGCUACUUUCUUGUUUAAAAAACAUUUCCAUGUGUGGAUAUCGACUCUUGUCCCAUUCUUCAGAUUUUUGCAAGGGACAGUCAUUCCAUUUCCAGGAGCAACUGAAUUAGUGAUCCCUGCGGAGCAGCAUUGUGCUCCAACAGCUCUAAAAACUAUUCAUUUUGAAUUUUUUUUAAGUUGUAAAUAGUUUUCUUAUACAAGGAUCUCUAAAAUGCCAAGACAGCCAAGUGCAUGAAACCGUAAUUGUGAAAGAUUUUAUUGCUUGUAACUUUGAAAGAAAUAAUAACCAGUCUGAAAUAAAACUUGAAAAUUAA